CGCCGGGAGAGACCUAACCUGCCGCAUGGCUGCUGGUUGCUCAGAGUCUCCGCGGCCGAAGGCGGCCUCCGAGGCGCCGGUGGUAGGAACAGUCGGCGUCCUGCCUUGCUUAGAGCUGCCCACCUAUGCAGCUGCUUGUGCUCUGGUGAACAGCCGCUACUCCUGUCUGGUGGCCGCGCCGCACCGACGGCACAUCGCCCUGUCGCCCCGCUACCUUAACCGGAAACGCACCGGUAUCCGAGAGCAGCUGGAUGGGGAGCUCCUGCGCUAUUCCGAGAGUCUUUUAGGUGUCCCUAUUGCAUAUGAUAACAUCAAAGUUGUGGGUGAACUGGGAGAUAUAUAUGAUGAUCAAGGACACAUUCAUCUUAACAUUGAAGCUGAUUUUGUUAUUUUCAGCCCUGAACCUGGGCAAAAGCUUAUGGGUACAGUUAAUAAAGUGUCUUCUAGCCACAUUGGCUGUUUGGUACAUGGGUGUUUUAAUGCUUCAAUCCCUAAACCUGAACAGAUGUCAGUUGAGCAGUGGCAAACCCUGGAGAUAAACGUGGGUGAUGAAUUAGAAUUUGAAGUAUUUCGUUUAGACUCAGAUGCUGCUGGAGUAUUUUGCAUUCGAGGAAAAAUAAAUAUUGCCUGUUUGCAGUCCAAGCACCCUAAUGUUUCUGAAGAAGUAACAGAAACUCUAACUGAAGAAUCUGUUGAAAAAAUUCCAAAGAAAAAGAAAAAGAAAAAGAAAGAUCCAGAAAUUUAUGAAGUAAAUGAUGGUGUCACAGAGCCAGCAGAUUUUACAGGUAUCACUCCAAAGGAAGAGGAAGAGCUACAGGUUAGUAAUGACAUGAAUGGCCUCUGUGAGGAAGAGCCAAAGAAAAAGAAGAAGAAGAAGAAGAAGCACCAGGAAGAUCAGGAUCCUAUUUUUCAGUGCAGUGACUCCAGUGGUUACCAAAGUGACCAUAAAAAGAAAAAAAAGAAAAGAAAACAUAGUGAAGAGGCUGAACUUACACCAGUUCUGGAAUGCUCACCUAAGAAGAAACAAAAAAGUAAUUAGUGCAUUUUAAAUAGGAUAGUUGAUAAAGGAGUUUUGAAAAAUGUUUAUGUUGUGCUGGGUGUGGUGUUACACAUUUGUAAUCCCAACUACCCAGGAAGCUGAGAGGUCAGUCUGGGCAACUUAGUGAGACUUUGUCUCAAAAAGAGCUGGGGAUGUAGCUCAGUGCUAGAUAGUGCUCCUGGGUUUAAUCCCCAGCACUAUAAAAUAAAAAGGCAUAUGGAUACCAGUAAUUUAUAAAACAGGGAACACUUGAUUAGGAAUUGGAGGGUUUUUGUGCUAACUGGCUAAUUUGGAUAGGACCCAUGUUAUUAAAUUGCCAUUUUAUUGUAGACAGAAUAAAAUGGUAAGAGCUACUCUCAUUCUCAAAUCUUGCAUUCUUCCAGAUGUUAACUUUCCACAUAAAAUUUUCUUUGCAUGCUGAAGAUUAGCAGACAUACUCUAUAGUACAAUGUUAUUGCUAUCAUUAAGGAACAAGUUUGGGAUUUCCCCCUGCUCUGAUAAUAGGUGUCACCUUUAGUCAUUUUAUGCUGUUUUGCUUAUUUUGUUUUCUUUAAUCACAGCGGUUAGUGUUUCUGUUGUUUAACUUAAAAAAAUUAUUUGCCAAAGGAGCUUCUGAAAUGUCUAGAACCCUUGAGUACCAUGCCACUGUCGACUGGUACAUAACAGUAUUUACUAUACUCUCCUUUGAGGUGUGUGUGUGUUUUAAAUUCUGAAAAUUGAUGGAAAGUGCUCUUACCUUGUACUUGUUUAUUUGUGCCUCACUUGUGUUGAAGGAAGAAAGUAGAUGAAGAUAGGAUAAAUACAAUACUGACCAGUGGCAAAUUUCUUGAUUACUUUUUAUUUGUUGAAGUAGGCCAUAAGAAUUGUUUUAAAGAGGAGAUUAAGAAGAUGUUGAUGUUUUGUGACUUACUGGAAAACAGUAAUGAAAUGAGAACUGUUUGAGGCUGAUAAUCAGUAUGUGUCUGUGCAUUUAUUUUACCAGUGCUGUAAUGGAAAACAAGGUAAAUAAAUGUAGUUCCUUCCCUCA
Marmota monax (woodchuck) is the source of this 2066-nucleotide messenger RNA. RefSeq names its product RNA polymerase I subunit F (gene Polr1f). NCBI's taxonomy places the organism in Eukaryota, Metazoa, Chordata, Mammalia, Rodentia, Sciuridae. Bases 26 to 1039 code for a protein of 337 amino acids. The record is from RefSeq and is a predicted model, not a curated record. Gene Ontology annotation, biological process: DNA-templated transcription; DNA-templated transcription initiation. The transcript is spliced from 4 exons. Gene Ontology annotation, cellular component: RNA polymerase I complex.